Messenger RNA from Wyeomyia smithii (pitcher-plant mosquito), 9027 nucleotides. RefSeq lists its product as uncharacterized. The record is from RefSeq and is a predicted model, not a curated record. Gene Ontology annotation, molecular function: glutamate synthase (NADH) activity; FMN binding; iron-sulfur cluster binding. Bases 585 to 6842 code for a protein of 2085 amino acids. Lineage: Eukaryota; Metazoa; Arthropoda; Insecta; Diptera; Culicidae. The transcript is spliced from 12 exons.
GUUCGGAGAGGUCGUGUUUUCUUAGAUGCUGAUUGUAUGUAAUUCGAAACUGACUGGAAACUGUGGAAUCGCCGGCUAGAGUUCGAAGUAAAGUGACAUUCAAGUGUUUUAAAGUUGAUAUCUCCCACGGACUCGUGCGCGUUCUUCCGAGACCGCAACAAUUGCGCCGUACAUCGGUUGAUCUUCUUAGAACGAACGCAACCCGCUGUGAUCAAAUUUCCACAUUUCCAACGGCGGUGGAAGCGCAGCAGCGGCGCGACAGCAGUGUGCAUAACCCGAAUGCAACACGGUGGCAGCGGUCACGCGACGAGCAGUGAAAUUUACAUUCAGCGCACGCAUUUGGCUAGACCUACGGGCCUGCUGUCUUCCAGUGAUUUCAAAUUACGAUUAUUUGCGGUGAUUACGAAUCAAUUCAAAAAAGUCGUUCAUCGAUUCAUCAGUGCAAGUGUUUCAAAACUUUCAGUUGUGAGUCUGUGAUAUAAUCAGCCCAGUGUAAUCUCAGCAAACGUUGUUGGUGCUUGGCAAAGUAAAAUCGCACACCAAGUGUCAAUUAAAAACUGAAAAAAUCUCGCUGUGCGAGUAGUAUGGCUCCACCCAAUAAUGAACUAUUGUCGCAAGUGAUUGUGCCACCUCGCAGGAAGAAUCUGCCCGAACAUGAAGAGGACGUUACCUGUCAACAGUCAACAAAGCCGACUGUCGAUUGGGAAGGACCAGCAGCACAAGGUCUUUAUGAUCCACAAAACGAGCAUGAAGCCUGCGGUGUCGGUUUCAUCGUUUCGAUCGAAGGAAAGGCUAAUCAUAAGAUCUUGCGUGAUGCCCAAACGCUUUCCAUUCGUAUGAAUCAUCGCGGAGCUUGCGCCUGUGAUAACGAUACUGGCGACGGCGCCGGUGUUUGCGUGUCAAUUCCGCAUGACCUGUAUGCCAAGGAUUGUGAACUUAAUGGCAUUCAACUACCGGAGUUGGGUCGUUAUGCCACCGGUAUCUUCUAUCUGGACAAAAAUUCGCAUCUCGCAUCAAAGAAGGACUUUAAUUCGCUAGCAGAAAGCUUGGGGAUACAGGUGAUUUGCUGGCGUGAUGUCCCGACUAAUCAGGAUGCUGUCGGGGCCGUUGCUCGCAAGAGUGAACCAAUGUCACAGCAGGUGUUCGUCACAGCCGACGUUGACGAAGACACAUUCAAGCGGCAAGUAUUCGUCUUACGUAAACGCGCCACUCAUGAGCUGCAGCGCCCAGGACGUCGCUUCUAUAUCUGUUCGCUAUCAACGAAAACUAUUGUCUACAAGGGUCUUUUCACAUCGGACCAACUGUGGGAGUAUUAUCUUGAUCUGAAAAAUCCGGAAUUUACAACCUAUUUGGCACUAGUACACACCCGAUUCAGUACCAAUACGUUCCCAUCCUGGGAACGGGCUCAUCCUUUGCGUGUGUUGGCUCAUAACGGUGAAAUCAAUACGCUUCGUGGAAAUGUCAACUUUAUGAAGGCUCGUGAGGGCGUCAUGAAAAGCGAACUAUUUGGAGACGAAUUGAAGAAGUUGUAUCCCGUUGUUGAGCCAAACCUAUCUGAUUCUGGCUCAUGUGACUGCGUACUGGAGUUUUUAACUCAAGUGGGCAAUCGAUCGCUACCAGAGGCUGUGAUGACCAUGGUUCCAGAGGCAUGGCAAAAUGAUCGAACUAUGUCGCAAGAGAAACGUGAUUUUUAUCAUUGGUCUGCUUGCGUAAUGGAGCCUUGGGACGGACCGGCGUUGAUCUCCUUCACAGAUGGGCGCUACAUAGGAGCCAUUCUAGAUCGUAACGGUUUGCGUCCAUCGCGGUUCUAUGUGACACGUGACAACUUGCUGAUCAUGGCUUCGGAAGUUGGUGUUUACGACGUUGAUCCCAAAAACGUUGCACUAAAGAGUCGUCUCAAGCCAGGUCGAAUGCUGUUGGUUGACACCGAGCAAAAAGCGCUGAUUCAGGACAUAGAAUUAAAGUCACAGAUAUCCCGGUCACGUCCGCACUCCGAAUGGCUGCAGGAGCAGAUAACAAUGGACGAAAUCCGGCAGGAAGCUGCAGAAAGAAAUAUUUACACCGAUCUUGAGACAUACCGACCUGUGGAGAACGAGAGAGGUAUAAUGGAUCCACGAUUGCAAUUGUAUGGAUAUACCACCGAAACCAUUCACAUGUUGCUGCUACCGAUGAUCAAAAAUAAAAAGGAAGCUCUUGGUUCAAUGGGUAACGACGCUCCCCUUGCCUGUCUGUCAGCAUUUCAACCAUUGCCAUAUGAGUAUUUCAAGCAGCUUUUUGCCCAGGUUACUAACCCUCCGAUCGAUCCAUUCCGUGAACAAAUCAUCAUGUCCCUGCAGUGUCCGGUAGGUCCUGAAGCGAACCUUCUGGCAGCGUCUCCUUCGCAGGUACAUCGCAUCUGGCUAGAUAAUCCUAUCCUAAGUAUUCCGGAUGCUGAAAUUCUCAAACGAAAUCAGCAUCGCGGCUGGAAGACUAAGGUUAUCGAUAUCACCUUUCCAGUUGGUGAAGGACCGGACGGCUACAUUGCGACAUUACGACGUGUUUGCACUGAAGCUCACGCGGCAGCCAAAACUGGGUAUCAGUUACUGGUUCUGUCAGACCGUGCGGCCGAUCCAACGCGAGCCCCCGUGUCUGCGUUGCUUGCGCUGGGUUCCGUACAUCAACAUCUGAUUGAAUCCCGUCAACGCAUGAAGGUAGGCCUGAUCAUCGAGACGGCUGAAGCUCGCGAGGUGCACCACUUUUGUGUGCUUUUAGGAUACGGAGCUGAUGCCAUCUGCCCAUACUUGGUCUUUGAAUUGGCCGAAGCACUUCGCGAUGACACAGUCAUCGAUCCUGCACUAACCAACGAGGCAAUCUACAAAGCAUAUGCACAAGCUGUCGAAACCGGCAUUUUGAAAGUUAUGGCAAAGAUGGGAAUAUCCACAUUGCAAUCAUACAAGGGUGCCCAAAUUUUUGAAGCAGUCGGUAUGGGAGCGGAUGUGAUUGAUUUUUGCUUCCGUGGGACUCAGUCUCGUAUUGGAGGUGUAAACCUUGAAGUGCUGGCGAUGGAAGGACUCCAACGUCAUAAUCUUGUAUAUGGAAGUCAUAACACCGAUAUAAAAAUUCUUCGCAAUCCUGGUCAGUAUCACUGGAGAGCUGGUGGUGAGGGUCACAUUAAUGAACCAGCAGCAAUUGCGGCCCUGCAGGAAGCAGCAGUUAAUGAGAACAAGGGAGCCUACGCUCGUUUCCGCGAUACUACAAUGAAUAGCGUCGAACAGUGUGCUUUGAGAGGACAGCUUGAAUUUGUAAAGGGUCGACCUAAAAUCGAUAUUAACGAGGUUGAACCAGCUAGUGAGAUUGUUAAGCGGUUUGCCACGGGAGCCAUGAGCUUUGGUAGUAUUUCGCUGGAAGCCCAUACUACGCUUGCUAUUACUAUGAACCGAAUCGGUGGCAAAAGUAAUACUGGUGAAGGAGGUGAAAACGCCGAUCGUUAUCUGAAUCAAGAUCCUAACCACAACAAACGCUCAGCUAUAAAACAAGUAGCCUCAGGUCGAUUUGGAGUCACGGCUGCCUACAUAGCUAAUGCUGAUGAUCUGCAGAUCAAAAUGGCUCAAGGUGCAAAGCCCGGUGAGGGUGGAGAACUUCCGGGAUACAAGGUUACGCAGGACAUUGCCACGACUCGUCAUUCGGUUGCUGGUGUAGGACUGAUUUCACCACCACCCCAUCAUGACAUUUAUUCGAUCGAAGAUCUAGCAGAAUUAAUCUAUGAUUUGAAAUGCGCUAACCCAAAAGCUCGUAUAAGCGUUAAACUAGUAUCGGAGGUAGGAGUUGGCGUGGUAGCGUCUGGUGUUGCUAAAGGCAAAGCAGAGCAUGUUGUAAUUUCCGGCCAUGAUGGUGGCACCGGAGCUAGCUCGUGGACUGGUAUCAAGUCAGCUGGGUUGCCAUGGGAGUUGGGUGUUGCUGAAACCCAUCAGGUCUUAGUUUUGAACGAUCUACGUUCAAGAGUUGUAGUUCAAGCGGAUGGACAAUUGCGUACCGGCUUUGAUGUUGUAGUUGCAGCAAUACUCGGUGCUGAUGAGUUCGGGUUCAGUACCGCUCCUCUCAUCGUGAUGGGCUGCACGAUGAUGCGCAAAUGCCAUCUGAAUACUUGCCCAGUUGGUAUCGCUACCCAAGACCCAGUACUUCGUGCUAAGUUCGCUGGAAAACCAGAACAUGUCAUUAACUAUUUCUUCAUGUUAGCGGAAGAGAUUCGCGAGAUCAUGGCUAGUUUGGGUCUACGCAAGUUUCAGGAACUUAUUGGCCGCACCGAUUUGUUACAGGUUCGCAAAAAUGUCAGCCACAAAGCUUCUUUGCUUGAUCUUCAGUUGUUGCUGAAAAGUGCACUGGACCUUCGUCCAGGAACAAACAUCAUUGGAGGAUCAGUGCGACAGGACUUUGCACUUGGUGAUCGAGCUGAUUACUUUUUGAUUAAAAAAUGCCAGGGAGUUCUAGCUGGAAGUGAACAGUCUAUCACGUUGAAUAUGAAAAUUAAAAAUGAAGAGCGUGCAUUUACCAGCACAUUGAGCUACGAAAUCGCUCGUAAAUAUGGGGACUCUGGUUUGCCGGAAGGUCGCUCAAUCAACAUCAAUCUAACUGGAUCAGCUGGCCAAAGUUUUGGUGCUUUUUUGGUAAACGGAAUCAACCUGUACUUGGUUGGAGAUGCUAACGAUUACGUCGGCAAAAGUUUGUCUGGAGGAACAAUUGUCAUUCGCCCACCGGAAGAGUCACCCUUCGAGUCUCACUUGAAUGUUAUUGUAGGCAACGUUUGUUUAUAUGGCGCCACCUCUGGUAGAGCAUAUUUCCGUGGUAUUGCUGCGGAACGCUUCUGCGUACGAAAUUCUGGAGUAACCGCCGUUGUAGAAGGUGUAGGUGAUCAUGGCUGCGAAUACAUGACUGGUGGUUUAGUUUUAAUCUUGGGACUAACUGGUCGCAACUUCGCAGCUGGAAUGUCAGGUGGAAUUGCUUACGUGCUGGAUAUUGACGGAACAUUCCGCUCCAAAGUGAACUCAGGUAUGGUUGAGUUGCUUGGGUUAGACCUAGAUGAAGAUCGAUUGGUGGUUAAAACCCUGCUGGAGGAGUUUGUCGAAAAAACAGACUCGGAAAUCGCCAAGGAGCUGCUCUCGAAGUGGCCAGAGCCGUGUCAACAAUUCGUAAAAGUGUUCCCGUAUGAAUAUCAAAAAGCAUUGAAGGCACAGAAAGAAGAACUUGCUUUGCAGAAAGAGCUUAAAGCUAUUACUAAUGGUACACCGAAACAUGAACCAAAGGUGAAGGAUAUCGAGGAAACAAUCCAAGAUGCUGCGCUAGCGAAGAAAAAAUUGGAUCAAGCUUUGGAUAAGACACGGGGAUUUAUUAAAUACAAACGAGAAGCUACAAGUUAUCGCAAUGCGGUAGAACGUCAAAAGGAUUGGAAAGAAGUAUACAACUUUGCUCAUGUUCGAAAGAAUCUUAAGAUGCAAGCAGCUCGUUGCAUGGAAUGUGGUGUACCUUUCUGUCAAUCCAACUCGCAUGGAUGUCCGUUGGGCAAUAUCAUCCCCAAAUGGAACGACUUAGUAUUCCAAGACUACUGGAAAGAAGCCAUCAAUCAGUUGUUACAAACUAACAACUUUCCAGAAUUUACGGGACGAGUUUGUCCAGCCCCCUGUGAGGGCGCUUGUGUCCUGGGUAUUUCUGAGCCAGCUGUAACGAUCAAAAAUAUUGAAUGCACUAUUAUUGACCAUGCUUUUGAACAAGGAUGGAUUAAACCUCAAAUUCCGGCUGAACGCACUGGUAAGAGAGUUGCCGUCAUAGGUUCCGGCCCAGCUGGACUUGCCGCUGCACAACAACUUAACAAAGCUGGUCAUCUUGUUACCGUCUUCGAAAGAAACGAUCAUCCGGGAGGAUUGCUUCAGUACGGCAUUCCAACCAUGAAAUUGUCGAAACAAGUUGUUAAGCGGCGUAUUGAUUUGAUGAUUGAUGAGGGGAUCGUGUUCAAGUGUAAUGUUCACAUUGGCAAGGAUUUGAUGGCAUCACAAUUGGAGAAAGAUUACGAUGCAGUUUUGUUUACCACCGGAGCUACUUGGCCCCGUGAUCUAAACCUGCCGAACAGAGAUCUUAAAGGCAUUCAUUUUGCAAUGGAAUUUUUGGAGGCCAGCCAGAAGAAACUGCUUGGUACUCGCCAAGAUUGCAUUUCGGCUGAAGGAAAGAACGUCAUCAUCAUCGGCGGUGGUGACACUGGUUGCGAUUGCAUAGCAACUUCAUUGCGUCAGGGUGCUAAAACUAUUACCACUUUUGAGAUUUUGCCGACACCACCGGAGAAAAGAGCACACGAUAAUCCGUGGCCCCAGUGGCCAAAAAUAUUCCGAGUCGAUUACGGACAUGAGGAAGUACGAGUGAAAUGGGGCAAAGAUCCCCGACAGUACAGCACAACAACAAAGGAGUUUAUAAGUGAUGGUAACGGACACAUUAAAGGGGUCAAUACGAUAGAAGUUGAGUGGACGCAAAGCCCGACCGGACAGUGGAAAAUGGCCGAAGUACCGGGAACCGAGAAACAUUUCCCUGCUGAUUUAAUAUUACUCGCCAUGGGAUUUUUGGGACCAGAACAGGCAGCUCCAACCGAGAUGAAACUUGAAUUGGAUGGCAGAGGCAACAUUAAAACGUCAGUCGGUACAUAUGGCACGGCCAAGCCGAAAGUUUUUGCCGCCGGUGACUGUAGAAGAGGACAAUCGCUCGUCGUUUGGGCCAUUUCUGAGGGACGACAGGCUGCUCGACAAAUCGAUUGCUACUUAAUGGGUAAGCCCAGCUCACUCCCCGGUCCAGGAGGUGUUGUAGACCCCUCGCGAACGCCAUAAAUCUCAAAAAAGCAUACAAUUUCACCAAUAUGUGUACCAGAGCUUCAUUGACUCACGUCGUAUAAGUGCGAGGUUUAUCAAUAUUGGUAGCUCCAGAAGCGAUAUUCCCAGGUCAGACAUUCAACAACAUUCAAUCAGUAAGAGCUAAUAACAGGUUUACUAUUAAACAAUAUACAGUAAAGUAUGUUCGAUACGUCCAGUAGGUUCGAUACGAACCCAAAAUAGAUGGAAAUGGAACAGGUCUAGUUUGCUUCAGAAUCCUUUUAUGAGCGUCUUAGUAGAAUGCUAUAAAAAGAGAAAGAAACGAUUUGAACGGAAAAUAGUCUUCCUUUUGGUUCUUUCUUUGUUUAUUGUUGUUCUCAUUCAUGUCUUUUAUUUGUAUGGGAUUCAUCAUUGUUUGUAAAACAUUAUAGCAUACUAUUUACUACACUACCGCUGUGUAGUAAUAGUAGUCUAUUACUACUAACUAAUACUACUCAUGUCUAAUAUAAAUGAUUGUGAUUUAUGUUUAUUUCAAACACUUCAUUGUAUUAUUUUUUAGACGCUAAACACGCUUUGUUAUGAUGAAUAAAUUUUAAUUUUACUAUCUAGUUCAUCAACCAAAAACAUGUAAUUAUCAUUUACUACCAGCUAUAGCAAUUCGUCACCUACAUUCGUUAAAAUAAGUGGACUACACAAAAAUCCGACAUAUUUUAUUUACACUGUGAUGUAAUUUUUCUGGAUGUAGAAAAAAUCUAAGUUGCCAAGUAUAAAGUGACAUGCUUAAAGCAGAAGAUGCAACAUAUCUGUGUUAAUAUUGUCAUUUUAGAAGACAAACGGUUAGAGAUUUAAUCAUGUUGAUUAGUCGCUGUUUUGGUUAUUCUCUCGAAAAUACAGUUUCACUUAUCUGCUGCUUUUUGUUUUUCUGAUGUUCUGUUUUUCCAUUUCAUCUCCAUAUUCUGUUACGUCGACACAGUCGUAUUUAUCAUACCUGACCGAUUGUGGUUGAAGAAUCAAUAACAAUCAAUUCGGUAUAACUUGAACACUACAUUAUCAAAUAUACCUCAUGUCCGAAGAAAAAACUGUUGCAGUUUAACCCUGAAUAUCACUAAAAGACAGAAAAUUUAAAGACUUCAAUGUUGUUUGGCAUUUUCAGUUGAUGGUUAUCUAAGCCCUCAUUUUACAUUGAGCUACCGCUCUUUUUCGUAAAAUGAUCGUCCUUUAUAUUUUAAUAUAAAUAUGCUCUGGAAAUAUACAGUCAAUUAAAUUAUAACACAUACUAUAAAAAACUUAUUUUGCAAAAGUGAGUAUAAAAAACCUAUACUGGAACCUGUUAUUUACGUGUAUUGACAAUAAUUAGAAAUCUAAUGUUUGUGUGUUUACAAACCUAUACACUUGAUAUACUUACUCUCGUAGUCGUUCUAUGGCUCAUGAAAGCACAUUAGUAUAAAAUAGAGCAUGAAAGAACAAGUCCUUUCUACAAAAAAAAAAAAAAACUAGAGAAAAUUUUUUUCUAACAAUCGUGGUGCAGCUCGUUUAUUUCAAUUGUGACUGAAAAAAGACGCUUCAUUCAAUUUAUUAAUAUACCUUCUUGAAUAAAUAGCAUCACAUAUCUGCCCUGCAAAUACGAGUCAUACCUUAAAAACAUUUCAUUGCUGAAAUGGGUAUUUAUUAAGACCAGGUUGCUUUACCUUUGUAAAAUAUAAGAAAACAUGUGAUUGAACGCAAAUCCGAACUGUUUCCUUGUUACUAAAGAACGUAAUCGUUUUGUCAAACGUGCAUGUUACAUUAAGUUAGACUACGAUAUAUGUUAUCGCUAUAAAAACUAUACGUUAUCGAAUCAUAUUUACUGAAAGUUCCAAAUUGUUCGAAGUUGUGAGAAAAGCAACGAUACGGAUUGGCAAAUAUUUACAACAUUUGAGGUUAAACCGGGUUUAGAUGAUAAAUGGCAAUAUGAAAUCCUGAUAGGAUCAUCAAAAUUGAACACUGGUUUAUAAACAAUAGAGAUAAAUAAAAACAAAUAUAUUCGAAAAUAACGAACCGCUCAAGCAGCGCCAAAUGCGUCUAAGUCUUGAAGUGAUACCAAAUUACAUACACAGUAACUAUCCAACACAGAGCACCAUUCAGAAAGCCGUCGUCAUGUAGAUCCCAAAAAAUAUAUAUAUGACUAUCAGCUUGAAGUUGUUCAAUAAAUGUAGAAAUGCAA